Hippopotamus amphibius kiboko is the source of this 1841-nucleotide messenger RNA. Its product is annotated as free fatty acid receptor 2-like. Lineage: Eukaryota; Metazoa; Chordata; Mammalia; Artiodactyla; Hippopotamidae. Gene Ontology annotation, biological process: G protein-coupled receptor signaling pathway; cellular response to fatty acid. Gene Ontology annotation, molecular function: G protein-coupled receptor activity. Gene Ontology annotation, cellular component: plasma membrane. The coding region runs from base 15 to 1004 and encodes 329 amino acids. The transcript has a single exon. The record is from RefSeq and is a predicted model, not a curated record.
CUUCCAGAACAGUCAUGCCAAACUUGGAAAGCACCUUGAUCCUCACAGCCUACAUCAUCAUCUUCCUCAUCGGUCUGCCUGCCAACCUCCUGGCCCUACGGGCCUUCGUGAGGCGGGUCCGCCAGCCCCACCCCGCGCCCAUCCACGUCCUCCUGCUCAGCCUGACGCUGGCGGACCUCCUGCUGCUGCUGCUGCUGCCCUUCAAGAUGGUUGAGGCCGCGUUCAACUUCUACUGGUACCUGCCCGAUCUGGUCUGUGCCCUCAUGGGUUUUGGCUUCUACAGCAGCAUCUACUGCAGCACGUGGCUCCUGGCCGGCAUCAGCGUCGAGCGCUACCUGGGAGUGGCUUUCCCCGUGCAGUACAAGCUGUCCCGCCGGCCUGUGUAUGGAGUGAUUGCUGUCCUGAUCGCCUGGAUCAUAUCCUUUGGUCACUGCACCAUGGUGAUCUUCAUUCAGUACUCAAACUCAACCCAGAGGGCCACAAAUAAGUCUAACAAAACCUGCUAUGAGGACUUCACCCAAGAGCAGCUGAACGUGCUGCUUCCUGUGCGGCUGGAGCUGUGCCUCGUCCUCUUCUUCAUCCCCAUGGUGGUCACCAUCUUCUGCUACUGGCGCUUCGUGUGGAUCAUGCUGACCCAGCCUCACGUGGGGGCCCAGAGGCGGCGUCGAGCUGUGGGGCUGGCUCUCGUGACGCUCCUCAACUUCCUGGUGUGCUUCGGGCCCUAUAACAUAUCCCACCUGGUGGGGUUCCACACGAAGGAAAGCCCCAAAUGGCGGGCAGAAGCUGUGGUAUUCAGUUCCCUCAACGCCAGUCUGGACCCCUUGCUCUUCUAUUUCUCUUCCUCGGUCGUGCGCAGGGCCUUCGGAAAAGGGCUGCAGGCACUGCGGCAUCAGGGCUCCUCCCUGCUGGGACGCAGAGGCAAAGAGACAGUGGAGGUGGUGAAUGCGGACAGGGGUGUGAGUCAAGCGGAGGGAGUGCCCAGUUCUGACUUCACCACGGACUAGGGAUGUCCCUGGACCUUCGGAGGUACUCUGGGUUUUGUAGGAGUUGAGCAGGCUGGGAGGAGAACAUGGGUUCCUGCCCCAGAUUCAGGAAUCCUCAGACUCAGACCACCACCGGGACUGUAAAAAUCUUCCUCACCAGCUUGGUAUUCUUUCUGGACUGAAUUUUCCUUCCCAAAGGAGCACAGCUCCAGGACAGAAGAAAUGACUGGGCACAGAAGCACUAUCGGACCAUAGUUUCUAAAGCAACGCAGCUAAUACAAAUUCCAAUAGUCCUUGCGAGGUGGCUGGGAGCUAAAGCAGAGAGCCCUAAAGCAACCUCGCUACCAGCUUUGAAACAACACCUACACACUGCUCUAGCUGUUGCUGCUAGAAUGAAGCCAGUGGGAAAGAGAUAGAAGAGAAAUACUAAAUGAGGUCAAGGAAGAUGCAGGAAGGUUCUGAACCAAGGGAAUUAGGUGGGAGGACGGGGGCUUAGACCUAUAAUGGCCCAGGUGUGGACAAUAUCCAUCUCACCUGCUGCUUUUUAAGUAGGAUCCAGUCGUCUUCAUGUGUGUACCUGUCUCCCCCAAUAAACUGGGAGCCACCUGAGGUCUGGGUCUUGUCUUCUCCCUCCAUGGCGCCCCCCCCCCGCCCCCAACAGGUCAAAACCCAGCUUGGCACCCAUCAGUUAGAGCUCAACACUGACCAGCACAGGAAAAGACAACCUGAUCUGGCAGAUUGAAAAUAAAGAUUAGGGACUUCCCUGGUGGUCCAGUGCUUAAGACUCUGUGCUUCCACUGCCGGGGGCGUGCAUUCGAUCCCUGGUUGGGGAGCUAAGAUCCUGCAUGCUGCAUGGCA